AACAGACUCGCGUUCCUCUUGCAGACACAGACUGUUCAGCUGAGCAAAGAGAUGACACUUGCCAGCAACCGGAGCCUGGCAGAGGGGAACCUCCUGUAUCAGCCUCAGCUGGACACCCGGAAGGCGCAUCUGACUCAGAAGUACCAGGAGCUCCAGGUCCUCUUUGAAGCCUACCAGAUAAAGAAGACCAAAUUAGAUAAGCAGUCGAGCAGCGCUUCCUUGGAGACCCUCCUGGCGCUUCUUCAAGCAGAAGGGGCCAAGAUCGAGGAGGACACUGAGAGCAUGGCCGAGAAGUUCCUGGACGGUGCGCUCCCGCUGGACGCCUUCAUUGACAGCUACCAGAGCAAGCGGAAACUGGCCCACAUGCGGCGGGUGAAGGUGGAGAAGCUCCAGGAGAUGGUGCUCAAGGGGCAGAGACUCCCACAGGCCCAGGCCCCGCUGCCGGCCAGGGUGCCCGAGCCCAUGCCCGCCGCCUCGCUGCCCUACCCGGCCCUGGAGGCUGGCGGGCCGCCCUCUGUUGUGCCACGGCGCAUCCCCCCUCCGCCGCCCCCGGUGCCCGUGUCCCGCUUGGCCACCCCGUUCACAGCGGCCGUGGGCUCAGGCCAGGCCCUUCCCUACCCCGCGUUGCAGUGCCCGCCCCUGCCGCCCCGCGUCGGCCUGCCUCCUCCGCAGGGAUUCUCCCCGCACUUGGUGUCUCCGUACCCGCCGGCUCUGCCCCAGAGGCCCCCGCCGCGGCUGCCUCCACACCAGCCGGGCUUCAUCCUGCAGUGAGCGGGCGCCGUCCUCCCGCGAGACGCCUCCGCUCGCCGAGCCGCCACUGCACAUGGAGGCUGCAGGGUCCUGGCCACAGGCAGGGCCGGCUCCUGGGCCGCGUCCACCUGAUUUAGAGCCGCAGGUCCGCGGUAGGUAGAAGUAGAGCCCCAUGGGUGCUGGGCCGCGGCCUCCUGUGCGUCACGGCCUUGCGUGGCGUGUGUGAUUUCUCAGUACCCUAGUGUUGAUGAACUUGUGCGUUUGGGAAGAGAAAACCUCUCUGCCACUCCAGCUGGACUCCUGGUCCUCCCGCUGCAUCUUAUUUAAUAAGCAUGGCUAAUUGUAUCUGUUUUGUUAUUUUCAAGACAGUGCUAUGUCCCACCCGCCCUACCCCCCGGCUGGUGCCCUGCAGGUCUGGCCCAGGAGGUGUGUGUGGCCGGGCACCAUGCCAGCUGCCCGGCUCACCGAGUGUCUGGGGCAGGCGAUUGUGGGUCCCCCAGCCCCUCCCCCGACCUGCUGCUCGAGCCUCAAAGCCACGGGUGCCACCUGCCCUGGUGCCAUUGCUCUCUGAGGCGGGACGGUGUGGUCCUGGGCGUGAGGAGGCAGAGGCAGAGCGCCGCUUUUCCAUCAUGGCCCCUGCUCCCCCUGCGAGUUGGCCCCUGAGGGUGUCGUGAGGAAAUACUCUCCCGGUAUUUUUACUAUAUGCCUAAUUUUCCUGUUUUAUAUUGGGAAAGAAAACUUUUGACACAAGAUCAUUCAGGGAAACUUUUAAAAAACGCAAAUGCUGUUUUGAGCAGAUUGAGAUGCAGAUGAAGCAUAUGAUGCGGGUGCCCAUGCUGUGCCUUACCUUUACCUGGUGCCAGAGCCGAGGCCUGCACGAUGGCCGCUGUGGGUGCCCUGUGGCCUGCAGGCUGGGCAGAGCCCCGCAACUGUGACCCUAGAGCCCUGCUGUGUAACAGGUGUGAGGGGCACACCCAGCGCGGUCCUGGCCUCAUGUCCUCUGCUUCUGGCCGGCUGGCACCAAACCCCAGGGCGGUGGUGCUUCUGGUAUGGGCACAGGGCAGAGGACCGGAGAGCCUUCCCGGGAACCGCCACACCCUGCCCCUCCCGCAGCCCCUCGUCCGUAGGUGCCACGUGUAGUCUCCUAGGGCCUGGCGGGCAGCGCCACACCUGUAGGCAGAACAGCUCUGCGCCACUGGUGAACUUGCUCCACCCUCACAGUCACCUGUGUCGGGCAGCCUGACCUGCUGGCUGCCCCCAUGUGACAGGCAAGGCCACCAGCCUCUGUGCUCACUUCCUGUACACUCCUGUUCCUGGACUUGAACUCUACUGCGCUGUAACUGUUUUGUAAAGAAACAAAGCUACAAGACGAGUCCGCUGCCAUGUGUCAGGUGGGCUUGCCACGUCUGUGGCUCUUGAGCGAGUGGUGCCCCCCUCCUGGAUACCUCUGCCUGCCGCCCGCCCACAGUGUGGGGCACGUCCAGCCACAUGGCCCCAGCCAAAUGAGAGCUCAGUGUGAUGAUGCAAAGGGGCCGCCAGGCUGGCCGCACUUGCCAUCCAUGGCCUCAUCUGGCGCUGAGGCUGUAAGUUGUAGGACCAUUUUUAAUAAAUCAAGAAUUGUUAA
Molecule: messenger RNA, 2374 nt
Organism: Fukomys damarensis (Damara mole-rat)
Lineage: Eukaryota; Metazoa; Chordata; Mammalia; Rodentia; Bathyergidae
Gene: Vps37b
Product: VPS37B subunit of ESCRT-I
Exons: 3
Coding region: 52-771 (239 amino acids)
Biological process (GO): protein targeting to vacuole; ubiquitin-dependent protein catabolic process via the multivesicular body sorting pathway; protein targeting to membrane
Cellular component (GO): ESCRT I complex
Source: RefSeq, a predicted model, not a curated record